AUGGUGGCUUCAGUAGUACCAGGACUUCUGCUUGCUGCAUCCAUCUCAGCAAGUAUAACUAGGACAACAGCUACACUCUCGUCGAACUGGGAUCAAAGGCGGAGCACCAAUAUUACAGUAAACCCCAACACUGCCCUUCCAGGAUGGACCUUUGUCGGUUGCUUCACAGAUGCCAAUGGCGCUGCCCCAACUCUCCAGGAACACUCCCUCAUUGACGAAACCAACAUGACACCAGCUCUGUGCAUGGAGUUCUGUGGGAACUUCAGCACUCCAUUAAACUUUGCCGGGACUGAACUUGGCAACCAAUGCUUUUGCGAUUUCAAUAUCCAAGGUGCGCCGCUCCAGGUGAACGACACAUUGUGCAACGUGGCAUGUGCAGGAGACAGCACGCUUACCUGCGGCGGCCCCCUGUUGGUGAGUAUAUACCAGAACAACAACGAGGGUGUAGGCCCACUCCCUACAAACAAAGCCACAGUCGGUGCUUUCGAAUUUGCAGGAUGUUUGAAGGAUGCAGAUGGGACUACAGUUCGGACGCUCUCUACACCUCUUACAGUUGAUAUAUCUGAUGGAGUAACCGCCGAGAGUUGCACAGUAACCUGUCUCGAGAACGGAUUUACAAAAGCCGGUUUGGAAUUUGGCCACGAGUGCUGGUGUGACAGCAAGUUCAACGUUGCGCUAGGCCUAAUCGUUGCCCCACUCGAAGAAUGCUCGCGCGCAUGCGACGCGGACCCCACCGAGCUCAACGCCAUUGAUACCCAUCAACCCGUCGGCAACCGGCGCAUGUCUGGCUACCUCUACCAGCAGUGGAAGCAGUGCCUCUGCAUCUACUACCAGCUUACCUACGACUAG
Molecule: messenger RNA, 849 nt
Organism: Psilocybe cubensis
Lineage: Eukaryota; Fungi; Basidiomycota; Agaricomycetes; Agaricales; Agrocybaceae
Product: WSC domain-containing protein
Exons: 7
Coding region: 1-849 (282 amino acids)
Source: RefSeq, a predicted model, not a curated record